CGUUACAUGAUAUUACAGCUAGUGUUAGCGUCACGUAUGGUUUGAUAGGAGUCCGUUAAAGAGCAAGUGAAUCCCAGAGAGCACCUCACCUGCACUUUCUCAAUAAUUUACCUCACAAUGUUAAGCGACCUUUGAAUGGAAUAUGACGAUAUUUACAUGAUUUGCAUACAAAACUGAACUACUCUGACCUUCUGACGUGUCAAUGCAAAUAUUAUGCAAAUGACAUUUGUCCGGUUGUCUCAACAGUGAUAUAUUCCAUAGUCUCUUUAACAAAUAAUUACAACACAACAGGAAUAUAAAUCAGAUGUGAUGCUCUGGCUGGCUCUGUUCAUUUGACAUGUUUUAUCAAGUAGCUUCCUUAUGCUCUUACUAUCAACACAUACACACUUGCUGUUGCUGAUAGAGUGCUGGGUGGUGUGUUAUAUAGACGGAUGCCUUCAUCACAUCUCUGUGCUCCUAAAGCUGUUUAGUGUUUAGUCAGGAGCUUAAGUGUGCAAGAAAACCAUCAAAAAAAACAUCAAAUCCAUCAACGUGGUUGGAUGUAAGGACAUGUGUAUCUUUUAAAAGGAAGAACACAAGCUAAAGCACACAGAAAAGAGGAACCAGAAUGAUUUUUACUGAAUAACUGUCCUCAUUAACAGCUGUUCCCGUGAAGAUGGAUGAUCUGGAGGCUUCAGGAGACCCAGAGGGAGAAAGCAGUGGCUACUUAACAGGAAGGAAGAAGGCUAGGUUGAAGUCUUUUAAGUCACUUGUGUUUGGGAAGAUGAGGAAAGAGGAUGAUGGUGGUAUGAAGCUGAGUCGGUCUGAAAGUGACAUCACAAGGAGUGUGGAAGACUCAGAGGAAGUGUUCACAUUGUCAACAUGGUUUGACUGUUGCAAAGGCAUGCUGUGGUCCCGGGCAUUUUCACAUGACAGCAUUUUUCAGGCAGAGUGCAGUCAUUCAGACCCUGAACCACUGAGAACCCUGUCUCAAGAGCACAUUCCAGCUCUGCAGAUGAAACUCCAGCAGCAGAAGCAGCAUUUAGGAGCUCCCUCCCUUCUGUUGCUCUUUAAACGGCGUGAAGUCUUAGGUGGAAGUUCAGGAGAUGGCGGCCUUUCUUGUAACCCCUCUGAAGCAUCCCACACUGAAGGACUAUAUACGAGCAUAUCGAACAAGUUUUCCGUCCCUCCAAAGAACCAUAGCACCUUGAGCUUAGCUGAAACAGGAAGUGAGGAGGAAGAGCAGGCCUCUGUCUCAGUGGAUUUUAGCACUCCCCCACAGUUCACUUCCCUUCUGAACAACUCAGCUGCCCGUCACCGUAUGUCCCUCAAGCCUAAGAACCAAAGAGCCAGUGCCAAGAACAGGAGGGCAACCAUUACGGCUGGAAGCAGAGCCCGAUCUGAGAGUCUGAACAAUCUGGAUCAAUCGUUGAAUGCUACGGUGGAUGAGACUCUCGUUAAAGAGAUACCCCACGCUCGCUCGUAUUCUUCACAGGUCUUACAGGGGGAGAGGCUAAUGACUUCACAAAUCAAUAGUCCACUUCCAGUGUCACCUUUAAUGCGUCUGCAUACUUCUGGAGACAGUAGAAAGGUUUCUGCUGAACCUCAGCUUGAGAGAAACCUCCUGUCCAAAUCACCUCCAAGCCAUAGCCUACGAGAUACGACUCCAGCGGUGUCACCAUUUGCCAAACUGCCAAUCCCAGUGGUGCCAAUUGACAGAAAGGGAAAAGCAGACGUGAGUGAGAUGCUCAGUAGCUCCAAACUACUCAAGAACCACCAAAGUACCAUUGUGUCAACCGUAAGCCCAAGUGUAACUACCACACCAGAACUGAGUACUGUGAAAGAUGAGAAGUCUGUUGCUGUGCCAAUUGAAACCAAGAUGGAGAAAUGCAGUGUUCAGAAUGCAGUAAACAUUGAAAAUCACCCAGCCUCUGCUCAUGCUUCAACCAAUGUAAUUAGUGCAAUAAAUCUGAGACCGUCAUCUUUGAGGAGAAAUAUACCUUCCACAGAUGAAAAACAAAAAAAACAGUCCGGGACUCUUCAGCCAGGUAGCACAGCAUUGGCUGUUUGUCUUGGAAAUCACACUCCGACAGAAUCCAUAAAGCACCAGAGAACUGGAUCGUUCCACUUCAGUGUCUCCUCAGACAAGAAUCAAGAGCGGCCGAGGACCGCAAGUUUCACUGGAGUGGUUGGACAAGCUGGGUUUAAAAAUAAACCUCCAUGUCCUGUCAAACCUCCUUUACAUUUCAAGAUAGAGAGGCUAGCAAGUUCACAAGUUGUGAAAACAGUAAAAGACACAUGCCCUAACAUACCACCAGCUUCAAAGAAGGAAGACCAAAUGGACACUUCUCCAGCGAUGCCAACAAAGUUCACAGAUCUAGCAAAGAGUCGCCCUCGGGCCUUGGAUGUGGAGGAGAGUCAAGACCACGAGAAGAAGGAAACUGGGGUCGAGGUUACAGAAGAAGGAGUACUGGAGGUGGAGGUGACGGAAGAGGCACGUGAGGGUGUCAUGAAAGACACGACUAUGGGGAAAGAGAGAGAGGCUACAAAUGCAUUCGGAGUUAAACUUCGAUCUACCUCUCUUUCGCUAAAAUUUGGCUUGGACAAAGCACAAUCAGAAGACAAAGUAAAAAUUCACAAUGUUGAAGUCAGUGCGGCGAUUUCACCUUCGGCCUCUCAGUCUGAUUCAAGCAUCGUCGUGGAACCUGAAGACCAGUGCAUUGGCAUGAGGUCUACAGGAGUCCAUACUAAACUCAAAGACUCUCCUCUACAAACUGAUGCAUCCUCAACUUUGGUUCAUUCCUUCAGUUCGCCACCUAAGAGUUUCUGUAGGGACAAAGAGAGAGCUGGCGUCCUCGGACAGGCUGCCAGCAAAUCCACUAAGAUUGUACAUUCACCAGCUAAAGAAGAUGCAGACGUGCCCCCAGAAGAGACUACGGCGGGAUCCUCUCAGGAGAACGCACCAACAUCUACAGCUUCAGAGGUGUCCUGGAUGGAGAUGGCCAGAGAGAAGACCAGAAGUCUCCAGCAGCUCUUUACCAGUAAGCUGCCUGAGUUCCCCAGCUGGCAAUCACCAUCAACAACCUUGACCACAACACAACCACAAACCCAAACAUCCACUUCACAAACCAAGAAUCCAACAAUCGCACAGAACAUUUCAAGCCAGCCGACAACUACACCUUCAGCAAACUCAACUCAGACAACCACUAGUGAGUCUCAAAAUGACAGUUCCAGAGAAGUCCAGAUUCUGUCCAAGACUCAAAUUUGUAAUUCGACAACAAAACCAAGCCACUCUACAGUUACAUGCACACCACUCAUCCAGCCGUCAUCACCACUGCGAGCAGCAUCACAGACCCCCUCACAGGCUAUACUGCGUCCCACACCGCCCCCAGGUCACCCACAUCUGUCGUCAAGCCCAAAGAUAACGUCCCACCUAGUGUCCCGACAGUCUGCCAAUACUGUCUCAAAGGAUCAGCCUCAGAAUGAGGGCAGAGCGCCAGCCGUAUUUUCAGGGAAGGCUGACCGGUUGUCUGCGUCUCAGGGGAAGGGGACCGGGUCUGAAGAUGGCAGACCCGUGUGGGCAGCAGGAUCAGGAAACAAGACCUCGCUCUUACAGCGCUGGGAGAACCAAACCACUGUGACAACAGAGACAGGUGAGCUGAACUCCACAGCAGACUCCCGAACCACAUCUCAAUCUACAGUUCCUCUCAGACCGAUGUCAAAAGUCUCGGGCACAGGAUUCGACUCAGGUUUAUCAAUGCAAGCAUCGGUCUCUUCUGUUCCCACGAGGUCAGCAGACAGAGAGAAUAAAUCACCAUCAUCAUCCCCUUCAUCUUCUCCUCUGCAGUCUGUGCGUAACAAUGCCCAACCAUCCUGGAUGGAGCUGGCCAAGAGGAAAUCCCUGGCAUGGAGUGAUAAGACUAUGGACUAAAAAAACAUAUGCACAUGGAGAUUUACAAGUGCAAGGAAUAACUAUUCUGAGUUGGAUGCUGAGGUUGGAGGAUCUGAGGGCAUUUUCAUGCUAUCAUUUCCUAAGUUGCAUCCGAGCAGUUGUACUUGAGGCAGAGGUUUGCUCCGUGUGAGCUUCAGUAGACUUGAAGUUGAUGUUAAUGCAGUGUGUUCUGGAAGUGAACCACUGUUGCUUAUGUAUAUUAUUGAAGGAAAGUUGCACAUUCAUCAGUCAGUAAACCUCCUAAUAGUGUUUAUCUUCUAAAAGCUCAUGUGAGCUGCUUACGUUCUCUCCAUGUGAAGAAUGAAUGUAUGCACAGGAGUUAAGUACCAACGAAACAGAAAGGAGAAGUUAAUGUUGUGAGCUUUAAAGUCGUGUUCUCUUGUAACUCUGGCUAACAGCUGCUGGUAAUGUAUUUUGUAAAUGCACCACAGUGCAGCACAAUAAAAAACACUGAGAAAGUAGAUCAGAGGUGGAAGGGGAGGGAAACAAAUUCAGGUUCAGACUCAAUCAAAAGCACCCUGAGUGAGAUCUCAGGACAGAUACAUAUGGUACCGUGUGUUUUACCCACUCGCAUGUGUUCAGACACACAACAACAGUAUACAGUACUUGCCUCCCAUGUAAUGUGUUCCUCAAUGUUUCUCAGGUUUAACAC
This is a messenger RNA of Carassius auratus (goldfish), 4583 nucleotides long. RefSeq names its product flocculation protein FLO11-like. NCBI's taxonomy places the organism in Eukaryota, Metazoa, Chordata, Actinopteri, Cypriniformes, Cyprinidae. The record is from RefSeq and is a predicted model, not a curated record. The coding region runs from base 656 to 3910 and encodes 1084 amino acids. The transcript has 12 exons.